AUGGUCGACGACGCUAAGAACCCGCUUCGAACUGCUGUCGCGCGGGAUAUUGUGGACGCGAUUUUGAAGAUGACUGCGGACAAGCACAAUACGGCCGUUUACUGGAAUCAGAGUGAGCAGGAGCAAAGGCUGGAGGUGGCAUACCAGAAGUGGGCAGACCAUGGUGGAGUAUGGACUGUUGCAGCAACAAAGGUUCACCUAGACCAGCUCAGUCAUGUGCGAAAGGGAUGCCUCACGUGCCCUCGCCAAGACAUCCGGGCAGAUGGUAGUCACAUCGAGGGAUCACACAAGGGGUGGAAUAGCUUGCAGCGCUCUCAAGCCAGUGGGAUUGUCGUUUUCUCGGAAUUGUGCCAUGACUUUGUCUUGCGUCGCAACAUACAGGUAUCGUUCAAAAGUGCCUCUUCAAGUCCAUUCCUGCGUGCGACUCUCGGCUCUCAUCAUAUCCACCUUGUGAACAGUAUAGCAACAUUUUGGAACUCCCUGCUCACUGAAAACAAGCAGGCCUCGGGUACAGCUUCAAAUCUUCGAAGGAUCCCGGAGCUCCAAAUUGUUGCCAGUGGCGAGACAUUUGGUCUAGUGAACACCAAAAGUGCUGCCAACUACCACAACCUUCUCGAGCUCAAGAACGAACCCGAAGAGGAAUUGUAUGACUUGUCGGCACAAGCCGAGCUCAAUGUCGAGGAGAUGCUUCAACAGAUCGAUGUUAACCCCGAACUUCUUCGGCAGGCUCUAGCUAGUGGCUCGAAGACUCACCUCACUGCUACUGCUACUGGCUCGAAGUCGCAACUCUCUACCUGGUCUGAUACGUCCGAUCUCAAGCAAUCAGAUGUAGCGUGUGUACGUGGUGCAACAACGUACAGUCUGGCCAGCAUGUCAGACCCCUCCACAUCCACAGCAGUGGUGCUUGCCACGCCGAUCUCUUGUACACCGCCAUCUGAUGUCAUAGACGUCGACUCCGAGCUGCACGUGAGAAAGCAAAAAGCAAAAAGGCUGACCUUCAAUGUUGAGAGUGAAGAAGGCUCACCAUCUGUGCCGAAAAAUGCUCCUGUGCCCAUGGUGGGCAGCUCUUCUCAAGCCGGUAAGCGGAAGGUUGUCGUCGAUGGGCCCAACGAGGACAAGCGGGCACAGUCAUACUCUGGGCGAAGUCUACAGGAUGCACAUGCUUUGGAGUACAUCAGUGCUGGCAGCAAGCGGGUGAAGUUAAGUGUAGAGGGGUGGAAGUCUGCGUCAUUGGCGGUGCACAAUCCUCGGGUUGAAUCGGGCAAAACGGCCUCCCCCUCUGGCGGUGGCACUAGUACUAGUACCAAUGGCGUCUCAGCGGGUAUUGCCGACUUUUUCAGUUCAACACGUCGCAUGACUGCUGGAGCAGCUUCCAGCAAGAAUCCUGGCGAGACAACGGCUGCUGCGCCCUGCACCCGAUUAGAAUUUGCCCUUCCUCUGCUCAAUAUCUCAGGGCUCACGGCCUCUCAACGUCUUUUCUCCAUUUCCACUGGUGUUCAUGCCCUGUCUCUCACAAUCUCAACUGACAAUGAGUUCUACUUGUUUAUGGAUCUACGAAGCGAGCAGCGGUGGGUAUCCUACGACAUGACUCCUUGGAAAUGGGUUACCGCUGCAAACGACUACAAUCUCCGGCUUGAAGCACUCAACUGGUCGAAGGCAAAGUCUACCAUCAGGAAGACACCGCGUGCACUCAUGGAGAAGCUUGGCGAGAUCGAGCCCAAGCUUUUGGCGCAUCUCGCUUCAGGGAAAUUUACCUCAAAGCACACCAACAAUGAAAGCUUCUGGAAGCGGCACUGUAAUGCGGAAAAGUUGGGUUUUCCUGAUGUGGGGGGCCAGAUCCAAACUAUUGAAGAAGACUUACCGAGCUGGCCCCAACCAUUGGGUAUCUUCACGGGCGGCACCACCUUCAAUCCGGACAUCUUCCUGGAGACACUCCGGAAGAUGUAUGACGAACUCGUGCUCAAGCGCGAGUCAGGUGGGGCACUUUCGAUGGAAUAUGCCGCCUUCGCGACGCUGCUCAAGAAGCGCUUGAAGAUCUUCGAUGAAAAGGAUGGCCCUGCUGCUCUGUUCGAGCUCUACAGGGCCUUAGUGCUGAAGCCGAAUCGCGAGGAGCUGGUGGUCGAGCGGGACGGCAUCAGGUACCUGCAUGUUGAUUGCCUCGGAGAGGGCUCACUGAGCGGCAGUGGUGGCGGUGGCGACGGCGGCGGCGACAGCAGUGGCAGUGGUGGCGGCAACAGUGGCAGCGGUGAUAGUGGCGGCAGUGGCGGCGGCGGCGGCGGCGGCGGCAGCGACCCGAGCGACCACGACGGUGAGCCGCACGCUAUCUGA
This is a messenger RNA of Sparassis crispa, 2328 nucleotides long. RefSeq lists its product as hypothetical. The record is from RefSeq and is a predicted model, not a curated record. The transcript is spliced from 6 exons. Bases 1 to 2328 code for a protein of 775 amino acids. NCBI's taxonomy places the organism in Eukaryota, Fungi, Basidiomycota, Agaricomycetes, Polyporales, Sparassidaceae.